Molecule: messenger RNA, 1590 nt
Organism: Bacidia gigantensis
Lineage: Eukaryota; Fungi; Ascomycota; Lecanoromycetes; Lecanorales; Ramalinaceae
Exons: 5
Coding region: 1-1590 (529 amino acids)
Source: RefSeq, a predicted model, not a curated record
AUGGCCCCUGGAACAGGCCCCCAACAACGACGGACCUUGCGACUGUUACUUCCCGGGGCUUUCACCACCACUUUCGUCGUCGCAGUCAUCAUCGUCGUGAAGGCAUAUCAGACCAAGGCCGUCCUGACACCAUCGCAGAAAAAUGCAUACAAUGUCCUGUCGAUAGGCUUCAUCAUAUUCCUGAGUGCAGCUCUGCUGGUCCGCUACGAAUCGAAAACCUUCAAAGAAACCGCGAUAUGUCUUCAUCACUACAUCAACAACUGGGCUACGCCUUCUCAAAAGACUCAAAGCCUGGUGGAGGGUUUUGACAGCCUAUCGAAUGUCUUGCAGCUCGUGUUUCUUGCGCGCAAGCAAACGCUGCGAUUGGUCUGUGUACUAUGGCUUUUGAUCAACCUUAUUGCCAUGAUCGCUCCCACCCUCCAAGCUCUAGUAUGUACGCUUGAAGAUGGGCACGAUUACACUAGUAUAUACACCCGCAAUGGGUCAGCCAUGGUACCAAGCCUUACGUGCUAUUUCAAUGGUGGCCACUGUGCACCAACCAAUGUCACGAGGGAUCAGCUAGCCCAUGCAUAUGGCGAGACCACCUUGGGGCCCAAAUCAACCGAUCCAGAUAAUUGCGGCGACUUCACCGAUGUCCAAAGCAUCGUCGGCUCUAAAAAAGACUAUCGAUAUUACUGCCACCGCGUAGGCCCUGUCCAACAGUUCGGCAUCCGCUUCAACGAAUACAACGACAACGACAAUCGGAGAAUCUACCCCCAUUUCACCACGCGAGUCAUCACUGCCUCCUCCGCAAAAUGCAACGAGUACGCCCAGCUUGGUAUCCCGAAGCCAACCAAUGUAGGAGACCCGAAUACUGACGGUACAAACUUCAUCAGCGCUUUCGAUCACACAUAUAGAAUUAACGCUACAACUAACGGCAGUAUCAUCAUCCCCACGUCGGCCCUCGGCAACGACGGUACCACCUACAUCUACCGCGGCAUCCAUGAGCCCGUAAAAGCCAGUUACUACAGCUACGGCGAUCGAGGGCUAAUGAUGUGGGCAUACCGCAAUCCAGGCAAAGACCGAACGCCUCAGUUCUACGAGUGCCCCGUCACCGUCGACCCAGUCGUCACCGUCAUGGGAGACUCCGUGGACAAUGUCACUGACCCCGUUCACGCAAUCUCCGACGGCAUGGCUCGCGAGGCCGUCGCGUCAAUUGCGCUGCAAGGCCAGUUCAAACAGACGGGGGGAGGGCCCCGGGUGUUCACCCAGUGGCAGUGGUAUGCAAUUAGUCAUCCCUGGAAUAUCGAAAACGAUGCCAGCAAUGCCGCAGUGGGUGCCAACAUCGCCGAACAUGCCAUCGUAUCACUGGCGGAGAUGAUGGCGAACAAUCCGACGACCAAGGCGCGGGGGAAGGUGCCGUAUCUCGGCACCCGGCUGAAAGUGGAUUGGCGGUCUUUCGCCGCCUUGAUGGUGGGGAUCAUUGUGUAUGAUAGUUUGACAAGCGUGUUAGGCUUAAUGGCGAUAUGGAAGGAUCCAGAGUCUAGGUUCCAGCAGUUGAUGAAGCAUCCGGAUGAAGAGAUAGGGCUCGAUGAGAGAACUGUGAGAUAA